CUUGAAGAGGACUCCUGGUUGGAGCUAUCCGAGAUCCUUGAGAAGCCAGCACCUUUUCAAACCUCUACAUCUAAAAUAUUGAAAUCACACAGUUGGGGGAUUUGUGAAUGGAAACACUUCAAUGUACUGUAUAAUUAAGAGCAGGGAAUCUUCUAAGUUUUGUCUUGAGGUGGUUUAUAUGUGCUUGUGCUGUUCAUCUUUUACACUCUGUAUUUGUGGGCCUAAGUGAUUUUGGAACCCAGUGUGCAUGGAACAGGGUCGAGUGCAUUCUUUUAGUUUAAAUUCAGAGAGGGAUUUUCCCCAUCAAAGAAAUCUGUUCCUAAACCUUUGAUUUUUUUACUUUUGUUCAUUCUUGCUUGCCACAGGCACACAUGGAGUAGCACCUCUUAGCAAAGAGCAUGGUUUUAAUUCUAACUGUUGUAACUUGGGGAGGGAGACAACAACCUUUCCCUGCACACAUUAACAGGGUUGCAGAACUGGGUGAGGUAGUGAAUUGUACAGCAAACUGGAACAACCAGGGAACAAGGAAGAUGGGGAGGGUAAGCAGAUUAGAAUGCAGUGCAAUCUCUGACAACAUGAAUUGCAGGGCUGGGAGGAAACCCUAAGCUGUGGGGUACAGCAAAUGUAGGUGAAUGCCCUGAGGUGGCAGCUACUUGCAAUGUCAACGUGGGACUAUGAUGAGAAUGGGGACCCCAUUGAUGAAACACACCAGUACAGAGAGUUGAAUGCAAGUGGAAGCUCAAAUUAUAACACUGGUUACAGGAGCUCCCACAGGAACCAUAGCGAUCACCACCAUGAGCAUUCGGAGGACCAUCAAAUGCAUGGUAAUAACCAUGGGCAAGUGAUUGCUGAGCACAGCCACACUGGGAGCCCUGAGUGGGAGAGCCAUGUUGAGACUCAGCAACAUGUGCACGGGGAUAGUGGGGAUGCCCAACAACAGAAUGUGGCAGGGCAUAGGGAGUCAUACAGGAGGAGCAACAGAACACGUGGGGAAGCCUUGUAUGGAGUGACUCCACCUCCUCCUCGUUCUCCUCCUCACCUGGCCCGUGAUAGUGUGCAGGAUCACCAUCAUCAUCAUCAUGAUGUUCAUGGAGGUGGGAGAGGAGGAGGAGGAGGCUACAGGGAUUGGCAGUCAAAACCAGGUGUAGGAUCAUCGCAUCACCCCCAUGCAGUAGCAGCAGCUCCUCCUCCUCAUCUUCCUAGUCAAUGGAGGAGGAGGGCUGUCCAGGAGGGUUCUGCUGCUAGGGGGGAUCUGUUCAGCAGCAGCACCAAUGUGGUAAACCUAACAUUUGAUGAAGUGAAUGCCUUGGCCCAAAGCCAUCGCUCCAAAGCAUGGCUGGUGGUUGUGUAUGCCCCAUGGUGCCACUUCUGUCAGGCCAUGGAGUCCAACUUUGAAAGAGUUGCUCAUCACUUGGAAAGUUCAAAUGUGUAUGUUGGAAGAUUUCGAGGAGAUGGUGAUUACAAGGAAUAUGCAAAGCAAUAUUUGCAGCUUGAGCACUUCCCCACAAUUCUCUUCUUCCCAAAAGACAGUUCUCGCAUUGUAAAAUAUCAAUCAGAAAAUAGAGAACUGGAUGCUUUACUUGGAUUUGUACAUUCUUUUGAAUAAAACUCAGGAAGGUAAUUCAUAACAUAUUCUCCAUUUCUACCAAGAAUUAAAUUCAAUACAUAUUUUUCAUUUUGAAAUUUAACUAUAUUUUAUUUUAUUUCUGAUGGAAAUUUAGAGAAAUAAUUUACCAAAUGAAAUAUGGUGUUAUUGUUCAAUUUGAUUCAAUGAUUAUUUUUUUUUAAAGGAAAUUUUAAAAAUUAAGAAGUUUACUUUAGUUGCAAAACGACUUCAAAACAAAUAUUGGUAUUGAUACCUUGGUAUUAAUACCUUGUUAAUGAUACAUUAGUAUUGAUACCUUGUUUGAAUUAAGAGCAUAGAUUUGUCUCAAUUCUUUUGGUAAACAAAAAACUGAUCUUAUCAAAUUGUAUCUACUUGUAAACAUUAUCUUUUUUAGAUGUCUUUAUAAUCAUGAAAACCAAGCUUUUUGAUGUUAAAUUAUAUUUUAUACAUCAUUGUAGUGGAUUUUGAAAAAUAUAUAUAUAUAAAUAGAAACUUGAACAUUGAAAUGAUCUUUUUGAUGAUGGAAUUUUAAUGGUGAAAUUUAGAAUUAACAA
Physcomitrium patens is the source of this 2160-nucleotide messenger RNA. RefSeq lists its product as uncharacterized. Gene Ontology annotation, cellular component: endoplasmic reticulum. Gene Ontology annotation, biological process: protein folding. Gene Ontology annotation, molecular function: protein disulfide isomerase activity. The record is from RefSeq and is a predicted model, not a curated record. NCBI's taxonomy places the organism in Eukaryota, Viridiplantae, Streptophyta, Bryopsida, Funariales, Funariaceae.